This is a messenger RNA of Trichoderma virens Gv29-8, 429 nucleotides long. RefSeq lists its product as uncharacterized. The transcript has 3 exons. Bases 1 to 429 code for a protein of 142 amino acids. Gene Ontology annotation, cellular component: nucleosome. The record is from RefSeq and is a predicted model, not a curated record. NCBI's taxonomy places the organism in Eukaryota, Fungi, Ascomycota, Sordariomycetes, Hypocreales, Hypocreaceae. Gene Ontology annotation, molecular function: structural constituent of chromatin; protein heterodimerization activity; DNA binding.
AUGGCCGGAGGCAAGGGCAAGUCUUCUGGAGGCAAGAGCUCCGGCGGUAAGACGAGCGCCGAGGGAGCCAAGAAGCAGCAGAGCCACUCGGCCAGAGCUGGUCUUCAGUUCCCCUGCGGUCGUGUGAAGCGUUUCCUCAAGCAAAACACUCAAAACAAGAUGCGAGUCGGCGCCAAAGCCGCUGUCUACGUCACCGCUGUCCUCGAGUACCUGACUGCCGAAGUCCUGGAGCUGGCAGGCAACGCAGCCAAGGACCUCAAGGUGAAGCGCAUCACCCCUCGCCAUCUCCAGCUGGCCAUCCGAGGUGACGAAGAGCUCGAUACCCUCAUCCGUGCCACCAUCGCCUUUGGUGGUGUCCUGCCUCACAUCAACCGCGCCCUCCUCCUCAAGGUCGAGCAGAAGAAGAAGGCCAAGGCCUUGGAGGCCUAA